This is a messenger RNA of Phyllopteryx taeniolatus (common seadragon), 7351 nucleotides long. Its product is annotated as autophagy-related protein 2 homolog B-like. Gene Ontology annotation, biological process: piecemeal microautophagy of the nucleus; autophagy of mitochondrion; reticulophagy. The coding region runs from base 395 to 6619 and encodes 2074 amino acids. NCBI's taxonomy places the organism in Eukaryota, Metazoa, Chordata, Actinopteri, Syngnathiformes, Syngnathidae. The record is from RefSeq and is a predicted model, not a curated record. Gene Ontology annotation, molecular function: phosphatidylinositol-3-phosphate binding. The transcript is spliced from 43 exons. Gene Ontology annotation, cellular component: extrinsic component of membrane; phagophore assembly site.
UUGGCUUACACAUAGACCGAAGGAAGAACAGACCAAUCGGUCAUGACUUUUUGAUGGCUAUUUAUUACUUUGUGUCAUCUGCUGCUCCAACCUAGCAUCAACGCUCCGGAGAAGCGUGAAGGCUCAGUUGGUGCGGAGUCAUGAGAGUGUUUGUAAACAACACGUUCACAAGGAAACUGGAGUCAGAGGCCUCCCUUCACACAUCUUUGAGUAUCAACACAUCCAGCAUCAUCGUGGGAUGUGAAGGAUGUCAGAAAUCACGUUUUAAUUUCUUACAGUCGACAGGAUGAUUCAUUCCUAACAGUGUUUUUUCACAGACCAUCAUGUUUUAGCUGAAGAGCUUUAAUAAGAUCUUCCUUUUAUCUUUGCACUGGACUACACGCAUUAAGUCAAUAUGCCUUGGCCAUUUUCCGAGUCCAUUAAGAAGCGGGCCUGUCGGUACCUCCUGCAUCGCUACCUUGGCAACUUUCUCCAGGAAAAAUUGAGUUUGGAUCAGCUCAGUUUAGAUCUCUACCAAGGCACUGGAUCACUGGCACAAGUGCCUUUGGAUAAGUGGUCACUAAAUGAGCUCCUAGAGACGGCAGACGCUCCCUUUGAGAUCAUUGCGGGAUUCAUCCAGACUAUUUCUCUAACCGUCCCGUGGGCAGCCUUGCUGCAUGAUAACUGUGCUCUCGAGGUCAAAGGUUUGGAGAUGGUGUUUAGACCAAGGCCAAGAGUAGCAUCUGCCACUGAGCCCAUGUAUUGGUCCAGUUUCAUGACGAGCAGCAUGCAACUCGCCAAAGAGUGUCUGAGCCAGAAGCUCACAGAUGAUAUGGGAGAGAGCUUCCAGCCGUUUGAAGGACUGGAGAAGUUUGCCGAAACUAUAGAAACGGUUCUGAGAAGAGUUAAAGUGACAUUUUUGGAUACAGUUCUGAGGGUGGAACACAUUCCAGAAAAUUCCAAAACUGGAAUUGCUCUUGAGGUUCGAAUCAAGAAAAUUUUUUACUCCGAUGAAACUGGGGAGGAGAACUCGAGUGUGAAUGUGCAUCAGCCAAUCACAUUUGCGCACAAAAAGCUGCAGAUGGAAGGCAUCACUGUAUUUUGGGAUGAGUUCUCUGAUGUGUCUCGAGCUGGUUUUAAAUCUUCACCUCCUCCAACGGAAAUGGAGCCAAAACUAUCUCCUAGUUGGAAUCCAAAAAUCAUUUGCGAGCCUCAUCCGCAGUUCACAGAGACGGUAUCCUCGACAGCACCCUUUCAACCUGUGCAAGUUGGGAGUCUCUGUGGUCAAAUUGAGCUGUCCCUCACGCUGAAAAACAACCUAGCCAUGCCUGGAGCAAAGCUGGAUGUCGGCGGUCACAUUGACACGUUGCUCAUUUUGCUCUCACCACGCCAAGUUCAUCUACUCCUGGACUUGUUUGGCGCUUUUUCCGGUGAACGUGCACAGGAAUUGGCCAAGGACAGAAAGAGCCGGCCCAUGCAGCAAGAGGAUGAGUACCGACUCCACAUGGAACUAAACCGCUGUCUGAAGAAAGAAACUACAAUGGCAGGAGCAGAGGCCGAGCUCUUUGACAGCCAGACGACCCGAACUGUUUCCAGUCGAGAUGAUGUCUUCUUCUCCAUGGCUGACAUGGACAUGUCCCACAGCUUGUCGUCCCUUCCUCCCUUGGGGGAACCACUCACUGUGGAUUUGGACUUGUCGCUCAAUAGCAACUACUCCGCGUCUCCGGGAGAAUCGCCCCCGGGAAACACGACUGCUCUGUGGGACGAUUACGUGGACGUACCACGACAAAGAGAGAAGCAGACACAUGGACAUUCAAGGGACCCGCAACUCCCUCAAACAUUAUUACGACAAACUUCACAUCCGUCCAAAACCCACGGAGACGAGUCAAGGCCAGAGGUGGUUUUAAGUCUGACAUUGAGCAGUUUGGCAGUCUCAGUCCUCCACAUUGACCCACUGCCGCCACUAGAUGCGUCCCCUAGUCCACUGGGCCCUAUUGCUCCCCACUUCUUCAGCAUAGUGGCCCCUGGCCAUCUCGACCCCGCUGCCUUCCUUCAAUCUCGAGCGGUCUUUAACCAGGCCUGCCCCCAAGAUCACCUCAGGUUUGUGGGUCAGGGUCUCAAGAUAAACUAUGAACACUGUCAGGGAUCCAGCUUACGGACUUUUACCACUGAUGUCUCCCUUGACCAAAUGGAGUUGCUGGAGUGUCUGUUCCCCUCAGAGACCUUCACUGGUGGCUCUCAGAGAUGCAUUCAAUACACUGAGCUCCUGAUGUUUGGCACUGCAGCCAGUGGCAACACACCACUUAGCACCUGCUUUCACCUGCUUUACAAACAGGUUGAGCGCAGAGGCCCCCAGGGCGGCCAGGUGCGGCUCAGCACUAUCCCAAGAAAAGCUGACAUGCAGGUCGAGCUGGGCCCUGUGCGCUCCGAGCUCGACAUCAGCAUCGUGGACCGUCUCAAUUCAGUACUUCAGCCUCAGAAGAUGGCCACCUCGGAGAUGAUGGCCUCACACAUGUACACAUCCUACAAUAAGCAUGUCAGCUUGCACAAGGCAUUUGCAGAGGUUUUUCUCGACGACAGCCACACCCCCUCCAACUGUCACGUGUCACUGACAGUUAAUGCACCAACAUUGGGCCUUGCAGUCCGCUUUCCCAUUCCCGAUCUGCGCUCCGAUCAAGAGAGAGGUCCCUGGUUUAAAAAGUCCUUACAGAAAGAAGUACUGUACCUGGAGCUGGAAGACCUGGAAGUUAAAACCGAAUUCAAGUGUGGCAGCACUCCAGAUCAAACCAAAAUGGAAUUCACCUUCAGGGAGCUUAUUGGCAGAUUCCAGGAGGAGCCGGAUCAACCAGCUGCCAGGUUCCUCAGAGUGUCCCACACCAUGGAUGGGGACAUGACAACAUCUGAAACUGUGAAAUUUGAUUGGCCGCGUGUCGUGUUGAAAAUGAACCCCACUGCGGUGCACUCAAUCCUUGAGCGCGUGACGGCCGAGGAUGACGAAGGGGCCGAGGACCAUUCCCUUGAGGAGGAAGAGGAGGAAGGGGCUGCCCACUCACUCAAGGAUGUCUGUGACUUUGGGAAACCAGAGCCGUCACCCUUUUCUUCCCGGAGGGUUAUGUAUGAGAAUGAAGAGAUGGUUAUACCUGGUGACGUUGCUGAGAUGACGGAGUUCCAAGAGAAAACCAUGAACAAUUCCCGUUUUGUCCUUGAGCUGUGUUUCCCGAAUGUGCAAUUAGCACUACCCAGCAAAGCAUUUUAUGAAAAACUACACAACAGAAUAAACAAUGACCUCCUCCUGUGGGAGUCCACUGCUCCUUCACCUGUGGAAACAGUCGAAAGCAUGCCAUAUGGUGUUGGCCUCUCUGUCGCCAGCCAAUUGAUCAACACUUACACUAAGGACAGCUUUAGCCAGUUUCGUUCGACUGGACCUGAGGAAGAUACCAGUGGUUCGGAUGAGGAGUACAUGCACUACUACUCUCCUUCUUCUGACCGAGGAUUCAGGUCUCAAAAGAAACAAAAGCCCAAAGCUCAGAGUAAGAGUAAGAGCUCCCAGAGCUUGUUCUCUGUCAUCAUCAAUGUCAAUCAUAGCUUGGUUGCUCUUCAAACUAACGCUAAGCAGGAGGAUAAAACGCUACUGAAAAACAAGCAUGGGGAAUUCUGGCUGGAGGUCAAAAAUGCGGUGCUGUUCAGUGUCACACAGCAUGAAGGUUUUAAAGACCAGCACUAUGUCUGCUUCCACACCACCAAUACUUCCAUGUAUCACCAAGGACUUGUAGAUGGAGGUACCUCCACCUCAGACAUAAAGCUGCCAGCCGGCUCACAUCCACACUGGCUGGAACCAACCAUCUACCAAUCAGAGUCAUCCCCCGAGAGAUCCUCGACUCCUUCAGAGUGUAUCAGCUUGGAGGCCCGCUGUAUGGUGUCUGUCGCUGUCAAGAUCUCAUCGCAGAAUGCUGAGCGCAGUAUCAAGGAAUUUUUGGUUGCUGUUGGCGUGAGAGGAGCAACAGUCCAGCACAAGGUGGUCCCUCCCAACCAGGGCUGGUAUGAUCAGAUCGUUGACUUUUUGAAUGUUUCUGAUGAGCCCGUGUUGGGGUAUGCUCCUCCCACGUCUGUAAGCACCCUACAUCUACAUUUAUGGAACUGCUCUCUUGACUACAGGCCUUUUUAUUUACCUCUCAGAUCACUGCUAGUGGUAGAAACAUUUAGCAUCUCUAGCAGCGUGUCUCUAGACAAUUCUUCCUCAACACUCAGGAUCAUUUUGGAUGAAGCUGCGCUGUUCCUCUCAGACAAGUGUAAUGCUGUCUCUGUCAAUUUAGCACGUGACUAUGUUCAAGUGGUAGAAAUGGGGACUCUGGAACUGCGAAUCACAGCUGUCAAACCUGGUGUGGAUGGGAAACUGUCUGAGCCAAGAUUUGAGCUUCGAUGUUCUAGUGACGUCAUCCACAUCAGAACGUGCGCAGAUUCCUGUGCUGCCCUCAUGAACCUAAUCCAGUACAUUGCCAGCUAUGGGGAUUUGCUCCCUCCUGCAGAGCCAGAGGCCAAGCAAACCAGCUCCAUCCAAAAAAACAAGGCAGAGUUCCCCAGCCGGCUCGUCUCUCAGACUCCGCUGCUAGCCGAGACCGAGCAGCAGAUGUUGCAGGAUCUGAUGAGCGAAGCAAUGGAGGAGACUGAUGGGCAGUAUGCUCCCGGGCUACAACAGAAUGGUGCUCAGGAGGAGAGGAAUCAUGAUCAUGAGCCCCCUCGCUCCGACUUGUUCCUGUUCCCAGAUGAGAGUGGGAAUUUUGUCCAGGAUUCCAGCCCCACUUACCCCACCCUCCACUCUCCUCUCAUCACUCCUUUCCCUAACCUGGCACAGGAAACUGAUGACUUUUGUAUUCUGGAGACGCCCGGUUCUCGAGCAGAGGAUGUUGAUCAGGAGCCCGUCGUAAAGCUGCUCACCUGCGAGCCUGUGCUAAUCAGAUAUGAUCACUUCAGUCAGCCUCUGGAUGGAAGUGACUCCAGCCGCGGAGCCUUGAAUUUUCCCAUCCCGGAGGUGCGUUACCUCAUCAAGGAGAUCUCCCUUGUGUGGCACCUAUAUGGUGGUAAAGAUUUUGGCAGUGUGACGUUUGCAGCUUCUCCUGCCAGAAGCCGGGGUGCUACUCCCCACAGUUCCCCCUCUCAAACUCCAGUUCGACAAGCCAGAGUUGCAGGACGCACUGGAGGUGGAAAAGGAAGGAAUCCUGAUGUCCUGAUGGAGAUCCAACUCAGCAAAGUGAGAUUUCAACACGAGGUGUACCCAGAGGACCGGGAGGCUUCCGGAUCACUAGCAGAACAGCCAGUAUCCCGCCAGGUGUUUGUUGUUCAAGACUUGGAGAUCCGAGACAGACUGGCAAGCUCUCAGAUGAACAAGUUCCUCUACUUGUACUCCAGCAAAGAAAUGCCCCGCAAGGCGCAUUCUAACAUGUUGACAGUGAAGGCGGUGCACAUGUGUCCCGAGUCAGGCCAGGCUCCACAGGAGUGCUGCUUACGUGUUUCCCUAAUGCCUCUCCGCCUCAAUAUUGAUCAGGAUGCGCUCUUCUUCCUGAAAGACUUUUUCACUAGUCUUUCCACGGAAGUGGAGUUUUUCUCACCACCUAGUCAAGAUGUGAAUAUGUCCAUGAAGAAAGCCUCCGCCCCAGAGAUCUCAUGCAGCUUCUCCAAGCAUGCUGGCACCAGUCAAGACCCAGCACCCAUCAUCUCCGUGCCUGCUCAGAGACGUUUGAGCCAGAAUGGUUUCUCCAGGUGCGGCCGAGAAGAGCCCGGUGACGAUGACGCAUCCACUGCGUCCUUCUCAGAUCAGCCCAUAUUCUUUAGGGAAUUCAGAUUCACCUCCGAGGUUCCCAUUCGCUUGGAUUAUCAUGGAAAACAUGUCUCACUGGAGCAGGGAACAUUUUCAGGGAUCGUUAUCGGCUUGACACAGCUGAACUGUUCGGAGCUCAAACUGAGACGGCUGUGCUACCGACAAGGUUUAUUAGGCGUGGAUAAGCUCUUUUCCUAUGCAAUUAAUGAGUGGCUUAACGACAUAAAGAAAAACCAGCUUCCGGGCCUCCUGGGUGGUGUGGGGCCCAUUCACUCGCUGGUCCAGCUGGUUCAGGGAUUCCGGGACUUGGUGUGGCUCCCCAUUGAGCAGUACAGGAAGGAUGGUCGCAUCGUGCGUGGCUUUCAGCGUGGCACUGCCUCCUUCGGAACCUCCACAGCUAUGGCCGCCCUGGAACUUACCAAUAGGAUGGUGCAGACCAUCCAGGCAGCAGCGGAGACGGCCUAUGACAUGGUGUCUCCGGUGGCGAAUGAAAGAGAUGCAAAGAGGGUAAAACGGUUCUCCCACUAUGGACUGGCUCAUCAGCCUGUUGACCUGAGAGAAGGUGUAGCCAAAGCCUAUACAGUGGUGAAAGAGGGAAUCACAGACACAGCUUUGACCAUCUACGACACGGCCACCCGGGAACAUGAACAACGCGGCAUGACUGGAGCAGUGGGUGGGGUUCUCCGUCAUUUGCCGCCUGCAGUCGUCAAGCCCCUCAUUAUGGCCACGGAAGCCACCUCCAAUGUCUUGGGUGGCAUGAGGAACCAGAUUCACCCCGAUGCCCGCCAGGAGGAGUCUCAAAAGUGGAGGCAAGGCGAGGAGUAACGAAGGCGAACAUCUGUUCUGGUGUAAAUAAUGAUCAUCUCAUGACGGUUGAGCUCGCCGGUUCCCUCACCAGUGCCUUCAUGUCCAUGGUUAUCAAACUCUCUAAUCAAAGGGAUGCUUACAAGUCAUAUCUUUAUUAGGUUAUGUUGUCUUGUAGGAACGAUGCAGCGUCUAAACAUACAGUAUAAUCAUUAAGAUGACAUGUUUACAAGUUGUUCUGUUAUCUUAGUUUCUGUCAGUAGUAAUAUCUCACGUGUGAGCCUGGAUUAAAGGUACGUGGGCUUUGUUAUUUGCUGUAAAUAUUCUAAUUUGUAACAUGCAAAUAUAUAAAGACGAGUAGGAAGUGGUAUGGUUGUGUGGAGUUACGGCACUUUUGAGGAACUUGAAGGGUCACUGCUUGCCUAAAGAAGUGAUACUAUGGGGCAGCAUUUUAUUUUUUUUUCAUUAUUUUGGUGGGGGGGGGGGUAAAUAUCCAGCUGUCAACAUUGUCAGGUUUCCACCUGUAGCUGCUUUCAUUGUUAAAACCAAAUUUUGGCAUCUACUCAAAUAUCGUGAGCCAAAGUCUUAAGAUACUGCUUGUAUUUUAUUUUUUUUUCUUCUUCCUAUAAAUCCUAUUUUUUUGGGCUGCACUCAUUUGUUUUUUGGGAAGUAACUAUUGUACAUAUAUGUAAAGUUCAUUCUUUGUAUUAUAAGUAUGAUUGGAAAUUAAAAACGUACAUUGUUCAACAUUAA